Messenger RNA from Oppiella nova, 1256 nucleotides. The record is from the annotation of a GenBank genome assembly. Lineage: Eukaryota; Metazoa; Arthropoda; Arachnida; Sarcoptiformes; Oppiidae.
AAUCGAAUGAUUUCAUCACUACUUGUCGUCGCGAUUGUUGUCACUCUCUGUCCUCAAGCGAUGGCCAAUCAAACGACAAAAUGCUGUCCAACGCUCACGAAGACCACAAAGUAGACGACGACAGUUCCGCGAAACCCGUCUUCACGAUCAACGCCGCGCCGGACGACUCACUUCCCGACGACUUCUACGCCGACGCCGACGACGAAUCUCAACACAACUCGCUGUCCAUCGAAACCAUGGACUCGAAGCGCUUCCACCGGCAGUCGCGACAACUGCGACAAUCCAUGUCUGGGAUCCAUCUCUCGCUCCAAGACCGCGACCGCCAGGACCUGACGAUCGCGACGCCCGAAGAGUUCAUCAAACGCUUCGGCGGCAACAAAGUGAUCAAUAAGAUCCUGAUCGCCAACAACGGCAUCGCAGCCGUCAAAUGCAUGCGAAGUAUUCGGCGCUGGAGUUACGAAAUCUUCCGCAACGAACGCGCCAUUCGUUUCGUCGUUAUGGUGACGCCCGAGGACCUGAAGGCGAACGCAGAGUACAUCCGAAUGGCCGACCAUUACGUUCCGGUGACGGGCGGCACGAAUAACAACAACUACGCGAACGUCGAGCUCAUCGUCGAUAUCGCCAAACGAAUGGCCGUUCAGGCCGUGUGGGCGGGUUGGGGCCACGCCUCCGAGUACCCCAAACUGCCCGAACUGCUCGGCAAGGCGGGCAUCGUGUUCAUGGGACCGCCCCAACAGGCCAUGUGGGCGUUGGGCGACAAGAUCGCGUCCUCUAUUGUGGCGCAGACGGCCAAAGUGCCGACCCUUCCCUGGUCGGGGUCGGGACUCGUGUGUAGCGAUUGGGAGGACGGGAAGACAUUCAAGAUUCCGCCCGAUCUCUACCGCAAGGGUUGUGUCCACGACGUGAACGAAGGCCUGACGGCCGCCCACGAGAUCGGCUUUCCCGUGAUGAUCAAGGCGUCGGAGGGCGGCGGCGGGAAAGGCAUUCGGAAGAGCGAGUCGACGGACGACUUCCCGCAGAUGUUCCGUCAGGUGCAGAGCGAGGUUCCCGGCUCUCCCAUCUUCGUCAUGAAACUGGCCAAAUGCGCGCGACAUCUCGAGGUGCAACUGUUGGCCGAUCAGUACGGGAACGCCAUUUCGCUGUUCGGACGCGACUGUUCCAUACAGAGGCGCCACCAGAAGAUCAUCGAAGAGGCGCCGUGUAUUGUGGCCGAGGAGGAGACGUUCGCGCAGAUGGAGAGGGCGGCCGUGCGUUUG